GAUAUGCUCCAUAUUUUCUUUUCUGUGUUUCCUUACUAGAGUCAGCCCUGUAGCCAUAGCCUUUUAGCCUAGAUGUUUAGACUCCCCUGACAAACCCUGUAAUCCUUUACAGCACACACGCACAGUCAGACACACUCCUCAUGUCUCUUUGACAGUUGCGGUGUGGUGCGGGUUAAGCAGCGGGGUUGAAAGAGCUAAACUGUGUAUGGCUACAUGUUUGACUGUUGGCUUGCAGCUUUAGCUAACGGCUAAAUCCAUAGAGACUUCUUUUUUCAUGAGCUUUUCCCCCCUUCUUUGUUUCUACUCAUUGUCUGUUUGUUUGACCUCUUGAAGCCCAAAGAGAAAAAAAGAGACUUGAGUUAAAUUAGCAAAAGCUCUUCACAGGAUUACAAUUUUUCUUUUUUUUUUCUUUUUCAUCAAAAGAAAAAAGAAAACCUCAAAAGGACAAUUUGUUUUUGGCAGGCACUUCCAGUACCUAUUAGCCUUACUAAACAACAAAAACUUUUCAUCUCAUCAGUACUUGCUGGCUCGGACCUGUCUGGUCGCCAUGAUGUGGGAGUUCCGUUCCAUGAUGUUCUGGCGAGCGGUGUUCGCCGAGUUUUUUGGCACCAUGUUUUUCGUGUUCUUCGGCAUGGGUGCUGCGCUGCGUUGGACCUCCGGCCCGUACCAUGUGUUCCACACCGCCAUCUGUUUCGGCUUCGCUGCCGCCACGCUCAUCCAGUCCAUUGGCCACAUCAGCGGCGGACACAUCAACCCUGCUGUCACCUUCGCUUAUCUGGUGGGCUCCCAGCUUUCUCUGUUCCGUGCUGUGUUCUACAUCUGCGCCCAAUGCCUGGGCGCCAUGGCAGGUGCUGCCGCUCUCUAUGGAGUCACCCCUAACAACAUGAGAGGCAUGCUGGCUCUGAACACACUGCAGCCUGGCAUCAGCCUGGGCAUGGCCACAACAGUGGAGGUGUUCCUAACCCUGCAGCUGGUGGUCUGCAUCUUUGCAGUGACCGACGAGAGGAGAAACGGACGUGUAGGCUCAGCUGCUCUCUCCAUCGGCUUCUCUAUCACUAUGGGCCACCUGAUGGGGAUGUAUUACACUGGGGCUGGCAUGAAUCCUGCUAGGUCCUUUGCCCCUGCUGUUCUCAUGAGGAAUUUCAUCAACCACUGGGUGUACUGGGUGGGGCCCAUGAUUGGUGGUGCUAUGGGAGCUAUUCUUUAUGAUUUUAUGCUGUUCCCGCGUAUACGGGGGCUUUCCGAGAGGCUAGCUACUCUCAAGGGCAGCCGACCCCCAGAGGCCGAGAACCAGCAGGAGACACGUGGAGAGCCCAUUGAGCUCAAGACUCAAGCACUAUAAACCUGCGCCAACCUGCAGACCGCAACCCAACUGUGCCCCCCAAGAGCCUCCAUCGCUCAGACUCAAUCAUCAGCCCAUAUACACUAAUUGUGCUUUUGAUAAAAUCUAUUAACUCUGUCUUAAAUGGAUGAAUUAAAGGUCUGACUGGAAAUGCAGAAAGGGACAUAUACUGAAAUAGCUAAAGUAUGCUAAUAUUGGUUAAUAUUAGCAAAUAUUAGCUGAUGCUAAUCUUCUGGUACAAACACACCAAAAUCUACAUUUCUUUAUUUCUUGAGUUGCAGGGCAAAUGGGUCAGCCAUGGCAAGGGUCUGGAUAGCCAAGGGUAAAGUCAGCAUGAUGUGGAAGCGAUUUAAAAAAACCAAAAAAAAAAAACCAAAACAGGUAGAGUUAUGGGGGAUAAGGGCCAGAAUGGGUUGGGUAUUAAAGGGGACAGCCUCCAGUCUCUCUACCCUUAUAGGGAUAAGCUAGAACAGUUUACUUAGGCAUGCUUUUCACUUUUCAUCUGAUUAUAGCUUAUUUUCAAUUUUAUUUUCUACAACACAGGAUGUGGAUGUAUGCUACUUAACCAGGAUUUCAUUCUUCAAUACAUUUUUUUUUUUUCAUUUUAUUUCUGUGUGUGAAUGUGGGAGUGCGGGUGUGAGAGUUCAUGUUGGGGCUGCAAGCAAGUGGGGCCGAGUAUGAGCAUGUGUGGGUGAGUGCAUUUGGGAGAAUUUGUGCCGGUAUGUUGGUUUGUAACAAGUAUUGAUCUGUGUGUGUGUGUAUGUGUGAGAGAGAGAGAGAGAGAGGGAGAGAAUAUGUGUGUGUGUGUGUGUGUG
Pygocentrus nattereri (red-bellied piranha) is the source of this 2157-nucleotide messenger RNA. It is a transcript of the gene mipb, whose product is annotated as major intrinsic protein of lens fiber b. NCBI's taxonomy places the organism in Eukaryota, Metazoa, Chordata, Actinopteri, Characiformes, Serrasalmidae. The record is from RefSeq and is a predicted model, not a curated record. Gene Ontology annotation, molecular function: channel activity. Gene Ontology annotation, biological process: transmembrane transport. Gene Ontology annotation, cellular component: plasma membrane. Bases 548 to 1342 code for a protein of 264 amino acids. The transcript is spliced from 4 exons.